Molecule: messenger RNA, 2486 nt
Organism: Oryctolagus cuniculus (rabbit)
Lineage: Eukaryota; Metazoa; Chordata; Mammalia; Lagomorpha; Leporidae
Product: olfactory receptor 52E5
Biological process (GO): G protein-coupled receptor signaling pathway
Cellular component (GO): plasma membrane
Molecular function (GO): G protein-coupled receptor activity; olfactory receptor activity
Source: RefSeq, a predicted model, not a curated record
CCAAAUUCCUACACCAAAAUUAUUUUAAAACUUUAAGUGAAUAAUACAAUUCUCCAGAGUUAUUGUUUUUUAAAAAAAGAAUGUAUGUAACAAUUAUAGCUUUCAUGUUAAAUUUGCAAACACUGUGAUCUCAUGGAAGUUAAAAACAUAAUGGUGGUUACCAGAGGCUAGGAAGGCAUGAUGGAAGGGAGGGUUGGAGAACGAUUGAUUAAAGGGUACAAGGAUAUAGCUAUAUAGAAUUUAGAAGUUCUAGGUUUCAACUGUAGAGUAAAAGUAACUACAGAAAAUGUUCAUGUAAUACAUAUUUCUCAGGGAAAAAAAUUAGAAGAUAAGAUUUUGGAUGUUUUCACUAUAAAGAAAUUGUAAGGAAACAGGGAGCAGAACAGAUAGGAGACAGGAUAUGAACCCACAGUCAAAACACAUUUAUUCAAGGGAAAAUAAAUUCUCAGAAGUGGCCAAUUGCUAGUGUACAUACAAACCAAAAACAAGGCAGCAGCACUGUCUUCCUGUGGACUGAGCCCUUUAUAUCUUAGGGUGGGCUAAGGUGCAGAGGAAAGGUAGGCAGUAGUCAGGGUGAGUUUCUUCCUAUAGGUUUUUCAGGUUUUUUGUGGGCUUCUAAGCUUAGAAAAGAAUGCAGAAGGUGGGGUAGGGAAGAGUACAGGGUGGGGACUGAACUGGUCUCUUGAAAGAAUGCAGGGGUAAAAGAAUCCAUCUGAUUUAUUUUCAGGCAAAGAACUAAAAUGGCUGGGGCUUAUAUCCUUGCUCCAUCAGAAAUGUUAAAUGUCUGAAGACAUAAAAUAAUAACUGAAAUAAAUGAAACAGAACUCUAGCAACAAUUGGAUUGGGAAUUGUAUAUCACAGAAGAGGAUAUAGAUUUAGAGUUACAGUGAGCAUUUAAAUAUAAAAUUAAAUUUAAAUACAAAUUUAGCUUUUUGUGCUGAAAUUUUCCAUUGCAUUCUUAAGUCCACCAAAUUUAGGCAGGCCCUUACUCUUCCUUAUUUCACAAACAGAUUAAACAAUUUAGCUCUGUCUUUAACUUUGCUGCCCAUAAAGGCCUAUCUAAAUUCCUUAAUAAUCAAUACACUUUUGAUAUAGCUUCUUGAUUCUUCAUUAAUCUAUAACAAUAUCCAUGCAUAAAUUAAUUUUUAAUUAAUUUUUUAAUCUAAUAAUAAUUGCAUUCUACCAUUAGUGGGUGAUUAUCAAUGUUGUCAUUUAUGGUUGACCCUUUUAAAAGCAUUAGAAGGGAAGAAACAAAAAACUGAAAAAUAAGUAGCAUAAUUUGUUAAUAACAAAUUAACACAGUUAGUCAGAUGAAGCAUAUCAGUGAAAAUAACAGUGUCUCUUUAACUAUGCUUGUAUUCCCUUCCUAGGUCUUUUCUGUAUUAUGAGAUUAAGGAAUGGAUUUUCUGUUCUCCAAGAAAUAAGCAACAAACUAUGAAGGAAGUUAGAGUCUCUCAUUGGAAGCAAGAAAACUCCUGUAAAAAAUGUGUCUAUAACCAAUUCCACCCAAUAUGACCCAUUGGAACAAUACACAAUUUCACCCUUCCUUCUUCUUUCUCAUGGGGAUCCAAGGACUGGAAGAUAAGCACAUCUGGAUUGGCUUCCCCUUCUUUGCAGCAUAUCUAAUAGCUCUUCUGGGGAACAUCACUGUCUUGUUUGUGAUCCAGACUGAAUGCAGCCUCCACCAACCCAUGUUUUACUUUUUGGCCAUGUUGGCCUGUACUGAUCUGGUUCUGUCCACAGCCACCAUCCCCAAGAUGCUGGGAAUUUUCUGGUUCAAUCUCAGGGAGAUUGUGUUUGGCGCCUGCAUCACACAGAUGUACAUCAUCCAUAUAUGCACUGGCCUGGAGUCUGUGGUGCUGACAGUCAUGGCCAUAGAUCGCUAUGUUGCCAUCUGCAACCCCCUGAAGUAUAGCAUAAUCCUCACCAACAAGGUGAUAACCAUUCUGGGCAUAGUCAUCAUUGUGAGGACGCUGGUGUUUGUGACUCCAUUCAUAUUUCUCAUCCUGAGACUGCCUUUCUGUGGUGUCCAAAUUAUUCCCCAUACCUAUUGUGAACACAUGGGCUUGGCAAAGUUAGCUUGUGCCAGUAUUAAAGUCAAUGUUAUCUAUGGCUUAGUUGCAUUCUCAGUGGGAUACAUUGACCUUUCUGUGAUUGGAUUUUCCUAUGUUCAAAUCCUCCGAGCAGUGUUCCAUCUCCCAUCCUGGGAUGCCUGAUUCAAGGCACUCAGCACAUGUAGCUCUCAUGUGUGUGUGAUGCUGGCCUUCUACCUCCCAGCCCUCUUUUCCUUCAUGACACACCGUUUUGGUCACAACAUCCCUCAUUACAUUCACAUACUUUUGGCUAACCUGUAUGUGAUUGUCCCCCCUGCACUUAAUCCUAUUAUCUAUGGGGUCAGGACAAAACAGAUAAGACAGAGGGUACAAAGGAUGCUUAACCCUAAAAGCUUAGCAUUCAGCCUUAAGAGUAUCUUCCAUAAUAGUUAA